AUGUCAAGCGCAUCGACAAGCUCGGCGGCUUCCGGCGCCCUGCUGGCGCGGCAGCUGAAGCAAAUGCAGUCAGCCAAGGACCUACCCGGCAUCUCGUGCGGCUUGGUAAACGACAAUAAUGUCUUCCAGUGGGAGGUCAUGUUAAUGAUCAACGACGGCUGCAAAUACUACGGCGGAGGCAACUUCCGCGCACAUCUCACCUUCCCCCCGACGUACCCCCUCAUGCCCCCAAAGAUGGUGUUCCAAACACCGAUACCGUUCCAUCCCAACAUCUACCCCAAUGGCGAGCUCUGCAUCAGCAUUCUGCACCCGCCCGAGGAGGACAAGUACGGCUACGAGGCGGCCAGCGAGAGGUGGAGCCCCGUGCAGACGCCCGAGACCAUUCUGCUCAGCGUGAUCAGCCUGUUCGAGGACCCUAACGACGAGAGCCCCGCGAAUGUCGAGGCCGCAAGGAUGCUGCGUGACGAGCGGGAGGGGAACAACAAGGACUUUAGGAGGCGGUGCCGGAAGUGCGUGAGGGAGAGCUUGGGGGAGGAUUAA
Molecule: messenger RNA, 540 nt
Organism: Chaetomium globosum CBS 148.51
Lineage: Eukaryota; Fungi; Ascomycota; Sordariomycetes; Sordariales; Chaetomiaceae
Product: ubiquitin-conjugating enzyme E2
Exons: 2
Coding region: 1-540 (179 amino acids)
Cellular component (GO): endoplasmic reticulum; cytosol
Source: RefSeq, a predicted model, not a curated record